Messenger RNA from Striga hermonthica, 993 nucleotides. NCBI's taxonomy places the organism in Eukaryota, Viridiplantae, Streptophyta, Magnoliopsida, Lamiales, Orobanchaceae. The record is from the annotation of a GenBank genome assembly.
AUGACUUCGAAAUUGAAGCUUUAUCCUCGAUGCUCGCCGAAAGGUUCAGCAAUCUUUAAUUUGCCUGUAGGGAAGCCAGUCUGCAUAAUUACGGGGGCGACAUCUGGCUUGGGUGCAGCUGCUGCAUAUGCUCUUUCCGAGGAGGGGUUUUAUGUUGUUCUUGGUAUUGCUUAUAACUCUCAAUCAAUGGGAUUGUUUUGUGUUAUAUCUGCUGUAAAGAGUGGAAACCAAGAUUCUUGCCUGAAAGCUUUUGAGGUCGAUCUCUCGUCCUUCAAAUCCAUCAUCCAGUUCAAACACUCACUUGAGCAAUGGCUAUUGGAUUCGAAAAUGCAUUCUUCUGUUCAGCUCCUGAUAAAUAAUGCUGGGAUUCUAGCAACAUCACGUAGGCUCACCUCUGAAGGAUAUGAUGAGAUGCUGGCUACUAAUUAUAUCGGUGCUUUUUGUCUUACUAAAAUCUUACUUCCCCUUCUUCAGAAUAGUCCUGUUCCGUCUCGUGUCGUCAACCUCACAUCUUUCACACACCGAAAUGUUUGUUGCAUGCAAGCUAACAGAGAAACUAUAUCUGGGAAGAGUUUCGUGAAAUCAAAAUCCUAUCCCUACGCACAAAUUUACGAGUAUUCUAAAUUAUGCAUGCUACUCUUUUCGUAUGAGCUUCACAGGCAACUUGGACUAAUGGAGAAAUCCCAACAUAUAUCUGUUGUUGCCGUCGAUCCUGGAGCUGUGGAAACUAACAUUAUGCGUGAAAUUCCUCCAUGCCUUUCACGGAUGGCUUUAUUGGGGUUGAAACUUUUGGGUCUUCUUCAGUCUUCUGAAAUUGGCGUGCACUCUUUAGUUGAUGCGUCACUCGCCUCUCCUGAAGUAUCAGGUGUUUACUUUUUCGGAGGAAACAGUAGAUGUCUGCAAUCUUCUAGGCUUUCUUACAACUCCAGUCUUGCUAAGGAUCUCUGGGCUACCUCGUGCGAUCUUUUCCAAGAAUUGGUGCUAAACUUUUGA